This is a messenger RNA of Peronospora farinosa, 2058 nucleotides long. The record is from the annotation of a GenBank genome assembly. NCBI's taxonomy places the organism in Eukaryota, Oomycota, Peronosporomycetes, Peronosporales, Peronosporaceae.
AUGCCUGAAAAUGGUGAACUUCAUCCCGCUCAAGUGCUUAAAAGUGGUCAUGAUGUAGGUGCAAGUCAUUACGCAGGUGGUGUACCACCUCAUAAACGUAUGCGAAAGCCUAUUGUACGUAAGAGUGUCGAUCCUAAUUCUACUUUUGUCAACUACGUGACACAACGUCGCUUUGUAUUGGCACGAAGUGUGCGUUCGCACGCGUUACCACCUCAUUCAUUUUACAAGAGGAAAAUGAUGCCCCCGUUGGUGUAUCCUGGGGAUGAUGACUUGGCUUCCUGUGUAUGCACGAAAUUUUGUCGCUGCUCAACGAAUAAACAGCGUUGUCCUGUCAAUUGUCUGACGUGGACACCUGAAGGUCGUCGUCUUAUUACGGGCAAUUCUGUGGGUGAAUUUACGCUCUGGAAUGGUCUGGCUUUUAAUUUUGAGACCAUUUUACAGGCUCAUGAUGAUGCCGUGAGAGCAAUGGUGUGGUCUCAUAAUGACAAUUGGCUGGUAACGGCCGAUCAUGGGGGGGUUAUUAAGUAUUGGCAAUCCAGUAUGACAAAUGUUCAGCUAUUACAAGGACAUCGAGAAGCUGUACGGUCAUUGAGUUUUUCACCAACGGAUUUCAAAUUUGUAUCAUGUUCGGAUGAUGCUACAGUAAAGAUCUGGGACUUUGAAAGUGGUCGAGAAGAACGGGUACUGACGGGACAUGGAUGGGAUGUUAAGUGUGUGGCGUAUCAUCCGCAGAAAUGUCUACUUGCUAGUGCUAGUAAGGAUAAUCUGGUCAAGAUUUGGGACCCCAAGUCUGGAAACAGCCUCAACACUUUGCAUGGCCAUAAAAACACGGUGUUUAAGGUAGCUUGGAACUCGAACGGUAACUGGCUGCUUACAGCCAGUCGCGACCAGCUCAUUAAGAUUUAUGACAUCCGAAUGCUCAAGGAGUUUGCUACGCUGAAGGGCCAUGCACGUGAAGUCACGUCCAUUGCGUGGCAUCCGUGGUAUGAACGUCUGUUUGUCAGUGGUUCCUACGACGGAUCACUUAUGUACUGGGAAGUCGGUAAGGAUAGUGCGUUGGCUUCCAUUCCCCAGGCACACGACACGGCUGUGUGGGAUAUCCAAUGGCACCCUGUUGGUCAUGUCGUUGCGACUGGAAGUAACGACCACAGCACGAAGUUCUGGUGUCGCAAUCGACCAGGAGAUCCGAUGGACGACAAGUACAAUGGCGGCCAGACCGUGUUGAAUGAGCACGAGACUGGCGAGGGGAUGAUGCACAUGCGCGGAAACCCAGACGGCAUGGAAGUGCUACCAGGAAUGGCGGAUAGUGCUAGCAGCCUUCGCUCUAGCGCGAUCAACGCAGCCAGCUUCCAGACAUUUAACAAGAGUCCCAUGGACAACCGUGGCAAUGGUGGUAGUCGUCGGCCGCCUCCUGAGUCGUACACGUGCAACCGGUGUGGCACCAAAGGUCACUGGAUUGAAGACUGCCCUACGAAGGACCAGCUUAAUCUUAGUGGCCAGAUACAGCGCAAGGUUCCGCCUGAAGGUUACUUGUGCAAGCGUUGUAACAUUCCAGGACACUAUAUCUCGGACUGCACCGAGCCCAAGGUACCCCCUCUGUCGUAUACUUGUCACAAAUGUCGACAAAAAGGUCAUUGGAAGCAGGACUGUCCGAUGGAUGGGAAUGGUGCGAUUAAUGCAUUGCUCAGCCAGAUUCGUCCACAAGGUGUUCCAGUUAGUGCCGGUAUUCCAAUGAAUACCAAUGGGGCAGCUUCAGUUCCACCUCGAGGUUUUCCACCACGAGGAAUGAUGCCGCCGCCUCCACCACCUGCUACUGCAGGUUUAUUGGUCCCACCACCUCCACCUCCACAUAUUCUUGCAGGUAUGAAACGCGCUCGCGAGGAUGAUGUCGGUGGUGGAGCUGGGAUAGUCCCACCACCUCUUAAUGGUUGGCCACCAAUGGGAAGCAAUGGAUCGAGUUUUCCACCUGGACCUUCUGGAGUAAUCACACCAUCUAUUGAAGUAGUACCUGGACAGUCCGACCUUAAGAAACUGAACCGAGACCCAAGACGAAGGUAA